AUGCCUCCUGGUGUAAAAGAGGAUGAUAUUGGCUGGAAACAUGGUAAAAAAGUUGAAGGAACUACAAACUGGGUGUUGUGCAAUUAUUGUCCAAAUGUUGCCAAAGGUGGGAUUACAAGACAUAAACAUCACCUUGCUGGUGAUUCCACUUCAGUUUGCAAAUGUAUUAGAGCUCCACUAGAUGUUAGGAAACUUUUUAAAGACAUUUUUGAGAAACAGAAACAAGAUAAAGUUGAUAGGAAUCGUGUUCCUCACUUUGAUGAUGAUGUGGUGGAUAUAAAUGAUGAAGAUGAAGAAGAAGUUGGUGAGGUUCCUUUCUCGUUAGGCAAGAGGGUUAAUUUGUCUUCCAAGUCAACCCUACACAACAAGAAAGUAAAAGGUGCUUUGGAUACUCAUUUCAGGCCAUCCAAUGAAACAGGGAAGAAGAAGGGGUACUUGGUGGGAACCCCCGAACAUAACCAACUUCACAAAAAACUAAGAGGUGAUGCGGUUCAGAAAUUCGCCCGUUGGAUGUAUGAUGCAGGUCUUGCAUUCAACGCGGUGAAGUAUGAUAGUUUAGGGCCCGCACUUGAAGCCAUUGCUAUACAUGGUCCCGGUAUGAAACCCCCUAGCUACCAUGAGGUACGUGUUCCUCUAUUAAAGCUAGAGAAGGAGCACACAAAGAAACUUUUGAUACUAAAUGAGACCGAGAAGAAUGCAAUCGGGUGUUCUUUGAUGGCUGAUGGUUGGAGGGACCGGAAAGGAAGAGCACUUAUCAACUUCUUAGUGAAUACUCCACGAGGAAGUAUGUUUCUAGAAUCUGUAGAUGCAUCUUCUUAUUCUCAUACAGGAGAGAAUUUGUUUAAGUUGUUUGACUACUUCAUCAAGGAAACUGGACCCGAUCAUGUGGUUCAAAUUGUAACAGAUAGUGUUGCCAACAAUGUUUUGGCGGGGAAAAUGGUUGAAGCAAAAUAUCCACACAUCUAUUGGACUCCGUGUGCUGCGCAUUGCAUUGACCUAAUGCUUGAAGACAUCUUCAAAGUGACUCAUCUUAAGAAGACACUAGAUAAAGCAAUUGCGGUUAACACUUAUAUUUACAACCGUACAUUGCUAUUGAAUAUGUUAAGAGACUUUACCGGUCAAAGAGAUAUGAUUAGGCCCGCAAAGACCCGGUUUGCAACCGCCCUCUUAACUCUGAAUUGCUUUAGGAGUCAUAAGACAAGUUUGAAGAAGUUGUUCACGUCUGAAGCUUGGAACAAAAGCAGGUUCAAAGGGGAGGAGGGAGGUACUCAAUGUGUCACUACUAUUUUUUCACCUAGUUUUUGGAUUAACAUUGACAUUGCUGUCAAAGUUGGUGAACCAUUACUAGCGGUGCUUCGAUUGGUAGAUAGUGAAAGAAAGCCGGCUAUGGGGUACAUUUAUGAAGCAAUGGAUAGGGCAAAGGAGCAGAUUGCAUACUCAUUCAACAACAAAUUUAACAAAUACAAAGCUUUCUUCAAAAUCAUUGAUGAUAGGUGGAAUUAUCAACUCCACCAAGAUUUGCAUGCGGCUGGUCACUAUCUAAAUCCAAGUAUUUUUUACAACAACCCAGGAGUGAAAGAAGAUAGUGAGGUGAUUAAGGGCUUGAUGGCAUGCAUACAUAAGAUGUCAUCAGAAGAAGACGAGACCAAGAUUCACCAAGAGCUCUCUAUAUAUACCGGUGCAGAAGAGUUAUUUGCGCAGCAUAUGGCUAUUAAAUUAAGAACAACACUUGCACCAGCGAAAUGGUGGAUGCAAUAUGGAUCAUCAGCACCAACACUUAAGAAGUUUGUUGUGAAGGUGUUGAGUCUUACUUGUAGUUCAUCAGGGUGUGAGCGUAAUUGGAGUGUUUUUGAACAUAUCCAUUCGAAAAAAAGAAACCGUCUUGAAAGACAAAAACUAAAUGAUUUAGUUUACAUCAAAUAUAAUCGAGCAUUAAGGAGGAGGUAUGAUAUGCGGGAUAUGAUCGACCCGAUCAUCUUGGAAGACUCACACAUACAUGACCCGUUCGAGUGGUUGGCGAGUGAUGAUGAUGGUCUCGUGUUUGAGGGUGAUGACUUGAGAUGGGAUGUUGUGGCAGAGGCUAUGGGGGUGGAUGAGCCGGUUCAUCUAACUAGAAGAACAACACCAGGUGGGAGGCAAGGGGGGAUGCAAGGGGCUGUUGGGGUUGCUGAGUCGAGCUCACAAGGUAGAGCUAGAGCUAGACAACCCCAUUUGAUAGAUGAACCUGAAGAGGAAAAUGACGUUGGGGUUUAUAAGGAGUUUGUUGAAAUAGUGGGGGAAGAUGAACUCGUAUUUGAGGAGAAUGAGGAUAACGAUUAG
Molecule: messenger RNA, 2319 nt
Organism: Lactuca sativa (garden lettuce)
Lineage: Eukaryota; Viridiplantae; Streptophyta; Magnoliopsida; Asterales; Asteraceae
Molecular function (GO): protein dimerization activity
Source: RefSeq, a predicted model, not a curated record